Blepharisma stoltei is the source of this 1149-nucleotide messenger RNA. The record is from the annotation of a GenBank genome assembly. NCBI's taxonomy places the organism in Eukaryota, Ciliophora, Heterotrichea, Heterotrichida, Blepharismidae.
AUGAGACUAUUUAAGAAAAAACUGAAUAUAAUAAUUGAAGGAAUUGGAAAAUGCAUAACCAUGUCAACGUCUGAUGAUAUUAUUUAUUACGAAAACCAUAUAAAAUCUCAGAUAAAAGAUGAAAUAAAACCAUUUAUCGCCUACUUUACUAUAUGGAUUCAUAGAUUCAAUACCAAUUCCUCUUGAAAAUCUGCCCUGAGCAAAAAUGUGGAGUCAAUAAAUCAUUAUCGAUUAUAUGUCAAAAAAUACAUAAUUUUUCUCAGGGAUAUAAAUGCCAUUGAUAAAAAAUUCGAAAAUAUCAAAAAAAUGAGCACAUUUUAUAAUAGUCCAUUUUUAUAUCAGAUUUCUAGAUUUUGGGCAGGUAUGUGCUCUUUCUACACGUAUAAUAUUGAGACACAAGAAGAUAAAUUCAAAGAGCUCAGUACAGACCGAGACUUUGGCGUCCAUUCCGUCCUCGUUUUGCUCCCUGACAAUAGACUUUUCAUUUUUGGAGGCCCAAGAAAGACAAGCUCUGGAGUUGCCCGCAUCAUUGAUUUAGCCACUUUUCGAAUAAAACGCCUUGGCAAAUUAAUUCCACGGCAAGACCCAGGAGCUCUCUAUUAUCAAAAUGCUAUUUAUAUAUUCGGAGGCUUCACAAAAAGAAAUCGACACAAUUUACUAGUACAGAAGUAUGAUUUUUCACGAAAAAGAUGAAUGGUAUUGAUGAAUUUGCCUAAAAAAUCGGAUUUCUGUGUAUGUGCACCAUUUAUAAAUGGAAUCUUAAUAAGUGGUUUUUUGCAUAAAUGCAUAUAUAGAUAUGACAUUAAUUUGGGAAAUUAUAUAAAAGUUUAUAAAGAGAACGAAAUAUUUGAAUGGGAUAAAGUAAUGUUUACUGCAAGAUACAGGGUUUAUUUAUUUGUUAUUAACACUGGAAUUUAUGAAAGCGAAUAUUGGAAUGAAUUUAAUUGAAAUAAAAUUGCGAAUGGUGCUAUGUCUCAAAAAAGAAGCAAUGGGCAAUUUUCAGCGACUUAUUUUAGAGGGUCUAUUUAUUAUCAUUAUGCAGAUAUAGAGUGCAAAUACUACUAUAAGUUUGAUUUAGAUAUGAAGGUGCAGGAGAGAUUCUUAAAGUCCAAUUAUAGAAAGUUAAAGUUAAUUGAAGAUGAUUCAUAG